Molecule: messenger RNA, 810 nt
Organism: Paecilomyces variotii
Lineage: Eukaryota; Fungi; Ascomycota; Eurotiomycetes; Eurotiales; Thermoascaceae
Exons: 3
Coding region: 1-810 (269 amino acids)
Source: RefSeq, a predicted model, not a curated record
AUGGCUGAGUCACAAGCAGUAUCUGCUAAGAAGGAGGAACCAAUGGUCUCUUUAGCUUUUCAUCCGCUUGCAGUUGGAAAUCCUGGGGAUAAGGAACCGACUCUUGAAGAAACCUUAGCUGUAUUAUCCAUCUUGAAAAAUGCUGGCAUAUGUUGCUUCUUUGUCGACGAAUUUGCUCUGAUCUAUUAUGGAGCUGGGAGAGUACUUAAUGAAAAUAUAUUAUGCGUUCCCGAUGAACGGCAUCAAGAAGCCGUUCAGCUCUUCAUGUCUAGCAGUGAUCUUCUAGAACCAUGCGGACCACAACCACUCAAACGUCCUGACUCCCUCAACCAUAAAUACCCUCGAUUCAAGGCAAUUGGCAGGACCGAUUUCUGGUUACUAGUCCCGGCAAGUUACUACAACAUUGACUGUAGACCAGAAAAUGUGGAAUGGAGCAAAGGUGGACUCCCAUUUCCAAAACUGGAAGUCUACGCACAAAGCCUUAUCGAUAUUAAAAACGGGGUAGAUUUACAGGACCUCAUUGAUGCCCAGGACCUGUCAGUGGAAUGGGGAGAAGAGAACCUUAACCUGGAGGGCAGUACUUGUGUUGAAUGGGCCAAGCGACGUAUUGAUGCCCUUAAAGAAGAUGGUGUUCCGGCACAUUUCAUCUUCAUUGACCCCACGCCUGUUUCUCGACGAAAGAUAUGGCAGGAAUAUGUUGAGAAUAAACAGAAGCGAAUGGGGUGGAAGUAUCCACCGGAGAUCUAUGCGACAAGGUGGCGACGUCACGGUUCUAAGGACCCUCGGACAAAAGACAGGCCAGGAUUUUAA